This is a messenger RNA of Vigna angularis (adzuki bean), 843 nucleotides long. Its product is annotated as protein LITTLE ZIPPER 3. The record is from RefSeq and is a predicted model, not a curated record. Lineage: Eukaryota; Viridiplantae; Streptophyta; Magnoliopsida; Fabales; Fabaceae. The transcript has 2 exons. Bases 333 to 560 code for a protein of 75 amino acids.
AGAUUCUGUUUUCUUUAUUUUAUUUUAUCUAUUUUUUAUAUAAGUUUUUAAAAGAAUAAAAGAAAGAAAAACACUCUCGAUGGUUUCUUUGUCUUUCUCUAGCCAUAGCCUUCCAUUAAGUUAUUUAUUUAUUUAUUUCCAUUUUACUUUUGGCAACUUUUGGCACUACUGAGGAUAUUAAAAACCUUUUGGAAUGCCUCUUAUGUGUGCUUGGAACACCAAGAACUGUGUUUUUGCAUAGACAUACCAACACACAGAAGAUCUUGGUGUACGAAGCUUGUCCCUUUUACGUAGGUUCAGUGCAGGAAAGUUUGGAGAUUUUAUCGGCAGUGAUGGAGAGGUUGAACUCAAAGCUGUACCUGCAGAACUGUUACAUAAUGAAAGAGAACGAGAGACUAAGGAAGAAGGCACAGCUUCUUAAUCAAGAGAACCAGGCACUGUUGUCUGAGCUCAAACAGAAACUCUCCAAGGGAAAUCAGAAAGCUAAUGCUCCAAACAACAUUCUUGACCUGAGUCUGAACUCAAGUGGCAGUCAAAAUCCUUCUAGUUCCUCCAACUAAUGUACUUAGCCAUGAGAAGCAUUGUGACCCCUCUAGUGACAGUAAUUGUUUUUCUUUUUUCUUCUAAUCUUUUUGUGUAAAACCAAUGUGAGCAGUGUAGUUGUAGUUUCUGUUCCAUAGGACAAUACUAGCAAUCCUCUACCAGGGCACUGUUACUUCCAUUUCCAUGUUUAAUCAACUUUUCUCUUUUGGGGGGUUAGAUAUGAAUUUCUGAACUACAAGGUCUUAAGACGGUGUAUCAGCUCUAUCUGCUAGAAUGGAAUAUAAAGUUAUUAUAUGCUUA